Ctenocephalides felis (cat flea) is the source of this 2019-nucleotide messenger RNA. Its product is annotated as probable cytochrome P450 49a1. The record is from RefSeq and is a predicted model, not a curated record. The transcript has 10 exons. Gene Ontology annotation, molecular function: oxidoreductase activity, acting on paired donors, with incorporation or reduction of molecular oxygen; heme binding; monooxygenase activity. The coding region runs from base 1 to 1989 and encodes 662 amino acids. NCBI's taxonomy places the organism in Eukaryota, Metazoa, Arthropoda, Insecta, Siphonaptera, Pulicidae.
AUGCUUCGUUGCAAAAUUGUGCCGUCGUCUUGGAUGUCACAUCUCGUUCAGGGCUAUGUACGUGGUUUGAGCACAGAUCCCACACCAAAAGUGGCAUUUGAAAAAGUGGGGGAAAAGAGUGAAAUUAACGAAUCCAUAUCGAUUCCGCCAUCGACGUCCGAUCCUUUGGAAGCUCUGCGGAAAACGGAAAGCUCUACUAAUGCCCUGAGCGAUUCUACCCGUGGUCAAUCCGAUCAGGUGACAACCACGAGCACUUUGACCGGCGGGGCAGCCACAGCCGUAGGUACCGUUCCUCCUGAAGAGACUCGCAGCUUAUUUGCAGAAUGGGAGGAGGCUAUGGCCAAAAAGAGCUCUAUAUUCGCCAACCAAUUCGAUGUGGCCAACUACCCCGGCGAUCAGGCUUUGAAACAGAACCUCAGUUUCGACGAAGUUCCUGGUCCGGCUGUUUUGAAAUACAUAGCUCAGGCGUGGAGUUACAUACCUGUCGUUGGUACGCAGCUUACAGCUUGCGCAAUGAUUCUUGCGUUGAAUGCUGGUAAGACCCUACAAUGGUCUCGAAACGUACAGCCUUUUGAUAGACUAUUCGAUCGAUAUGGACCUGUUGUAAGAUUAAGGGGUCCUUUUGGCGGAGAUUUAGUUCUUCUUAACCGACCUGAACAUAUGGAAGCAGUUUAUAAACAAGAGGGCAGAUUUCCUGUACGAUCUAGCUUAGAUUGUGUUGAACACUAUAGAAGGGAAUACAGAAGAUACCAAAGUCCUGGACCAUUUAUUAUUUGUGGACCAGAUUGGGAACGUUUGCGAGCAAAGAUUGACAAUCCAUUGCAAAGGAGUGCAGCUUUGUUGCAUGGCAAAAUUGAGAAUGCUUGUGAAGAAUUAGUAGCUAGAGUUAUGCGCAUUCGAAAUAGACAAGAAGAGGUGCCUGAAGAUUUUCAGCAAGAGUUAUUUAAGUGGAGUAUGGAGUCUUUAUGUGCUGUACUGUUCUCGAAGAGAUCUGGGUUUUUAGACCCUCAUGGUGUAGCAUUUAAUUCAGAACAAGCGCGAUUGCUGGAUGCAAUGCAUGCUGCUACAAAUAGCAUUAAGAGUUGUGAAACUGGUCUUCAGACAUGGCGUUUCUAUGAGAGCCAUUCUUGGAAAUCUCUUGUAUCCAACUGUGAUAUUAUUGAUUCGAUCAUAAGUAAACACAUCAGAUUGGCGCAAAGUAGCUUAAGAGCAAAAAAAGAACGUCUGGAGGGAAGAGCGGCUGAUGAAGGUGCUCAAUCCGCUAUAGAUACUACAGCAGCAGCGAAUGAAAAAAGUUGUGAUAUUUUUGGAUCCUUUGCAUCCACCCCUGAAUUGCCUUUAAUCGAAACCUUACUGCUUCGAGAGGGUAUGCAGGCUGAGGACAUACUGACUGUGCUCCUGGACAUGAUUCUUAUUGGCGCAAAUGCUACAACUAGUGCGAUAAGUUUUGUGCUUUAUCACUUGGCCAAAUCUCAAAGAUCUCAAAGAGUUUUGUUUGAUGAACUGUCGAGAGUAAUGCCUACUAGGGACAGCAGAUUGACACCACAAGCUUUACAGGAUUGCCCAUAUUUAAAAGCAUGUGUAAUGGAAAGUUUAAGGCUCAAACCUCCAAUUCCUGUCAUAACCAGAAUCCUUCCUAAGGAAAUAACCCUCCACAGCUAUAACAUUCCUAAGGGAACAUAUAUGUUGAUGGCAAAUCAAAUUGCGUGUCUUCGAGAAGAAAACUUUGAAGACGCUAAAAAGUUCAUGCCUGAACGUUGGAUGAGGUGUGAUGAACGUGACAUACAUCCAUUUGCCACCAUUCCAUUUGGUUAUGGUCCUAGAAAUUGUCUUGGUAAAGGAACGGCACAAAGACAAUUAUGGCUUGUCACUGCUAAGCUGAUUCGUAAUUUCAAGAUAGAGUAUCACUAUGGCGAUAUUGGUUCUUCAACAAAACUGUUUUGUGAGCCAAAUCGACAUUUGAAGUUUAGAUUUGUAGAUCGAGAUUAAUUUAAGUCAGUUGGCUAUUAUAAAAGGAAC